Molecule: messenger RNA, 1736 nt
Organism: Venturia canescens
Lineage: Eukaryota; Metazoa; Arthropoda; Insecta; Hymenoptera; Ichneumonidae
Product: secreted protein C-like
Exons: 4
Coding region: 167-1672 (501 amino acids)
Source: RefSeq, a predicted model, not a curated record
ACGACACGUCACGAUAUUUCGAUGAGCACAACCACACUCCUUUGACUAACCGAGAAACUAUUGCGUCUAAGGACGCUUCUUGCAUCUCAAUAAGUCACGUAAGGUCGAAUAUACGCAUUGAAAAAGGGCAGUAACAGACUGGGGACAAGCCAGAACGAAUUCAGUCAUGGCGAUGUGCGCGAGUUAUUUUGUUGGAGUUUUUCUUCUUCUCUGGAGCUUAACUUUCGCCGAGCACGAACGACUAUGGAAUAUUCCAGAAAAAUUAACGCCUGAGCAGUCCCGUGGAAAAUCGAAUCACGAGAAUGACUCGAUCCAGCCGAGGUUUCUACCGUUUUCAGCGAGCUUCUCACUCAGUUCGGGUGGAUUAACGAACAAUGCUCAUUCCCUUAAUGUAGGCGGUGGAAACGAUGGAAUAAGCUUUUCACAAAGUACGAGCCAGUCUGGCGCGUCCAAUUGGAAUGAGGGGUCAGGAAUUUCGGCAAGUCAAUCAAGUUCUUUCGCAGCAGGAUUAUCGGGAAUCUCCGCCUCAGAUUCGAAUGCAUUUAGUGUGAAACAUCCAGCAUUCGGUGGCAAUUCUCAAGCAAACAGCAAUUCUUUUGCUCUGGGUCAAGCGAACUCCGCGGCUCACGGUAACGUCGUCAAUGGUCAAGCGACUUCCGGUGCGCAGUCAGGAGUAGGAUCCUCCCAUUCUUCGGCUAGUUCUGGUGCAAGUUCAAGUGUUGCAACUUUGAAUUCAAAUGGUCAAAAUACACCUCAAAGUAGACCGGGAUGGAGCAACGUUGAAGCGAAUCGCCAGAUCGGAGGUCUUUACAACACACACGACGGACGUCCGAAAUUGUACGUGACACAAGGGUCUCGAGGAUCGACACAUAGAUUGCCUGCAAGAAAACCAAUUCGUUUGGACGUCGAUGUAGGAAACACUAAAUGGCAGCAGCGCCGUCCGGAAGUCAUUAUAAGCGGAUACCGAGGUCAUCGGCAAGGCGCAACGGCACCCGGGAAGACUUGGUCCUUCGAGCAACAAACACGACCGUCCACGAGCACGGAUGCAUGGACGCAGAAUCCUUUAAAUGGGCCCAAUCCAGGAUCAUGGUCGCAAUCUCAUCGGAACGAGAACGAACCCGGCCUUCAAGUUUCCGGAGCUUCAGCUUCGUCUUCUGCUAGCUCUAAUGCCGUGGGUGGGUCGGCCCAAAGUCAUUCUUCUUCCCAAAGUAGCUUUGGUCCGAACGGGCCAUCAUCUUCAACGAACAACAGAGUUCACACUUCCGGCGAUGCUCAGAGUCAAGCUCAAGGUGGAGCAGCAGCGAUAGGACAACAUUCCAGCGGAAGCACUCAAGGUUCAUUCAGUUCCAGCGCGAUAGCAGGAACUUCGCAAAGCAGUGGAAACUCUUUUGGUAGCGCAGUGUCGAACAACCGUGGGCAGAGCUCGCAAGGCCAGGUCACUAGCCAUGCAACGGGCAUUUCGUUCGCACAGGGAACGGCAAACGCCGGAGCUGUAAAUCACGUGAGAUUCCCAGAUUCGGAUAGCAGUCAGAAUUUGCCGACAGAAUUUGUGCGAGUUUUGCCAACAAACUCGAGAGACGAAUGGGAGAGACGGAAAAGCCGAACGCGGAAUCCGGUGGGCGAGAUUUUCAUGGAAAUCAGCGACACCGUCGCUGAUAUAUUUGACAUCUGAUAGCUUUUGUCGAUUUGUAUAAAUCCCCAAGAAUUCUCAAAUAAAAUGUUCGAAUGACGAUCGA